UCAGCCUGGCCGAGCUCCUCUGCGGGCUCCGCUGCUUUCGCCAGCCUCCCCGAGAAAGGGUGGCGGCGGCUGCUUUCCCCGCAGGGUUCAUUCCUAACUGAGGGGGAACAGCGGAAGGGAUCAAGCUCCCGGCUCGCCCACCCGCCGGAGAAGCCAGCCCCGUCAGUCCGGCAAGCCAACUCCGGCCGGUGGAGGAGCGCCGGGCCCUCCUAACCGGGACCGACACCUCCCGCGGGCAGCUGCCCGCCGCCACCUCCCCGCCCGCUGUGCCCAUGCCCGGCUCCGCCAAGCGAUGACUCUGAGCGCGGAGAUGUCCGCCGCCGCCUCCGCCUUGGCCGAAGAGACAGACAUCGACGUGGUCGGGGAGGGAGAGGACGAGGGGGGCGGCGACGAGGACGAGGACGACGAGGAGGAGCCCCCUCCCCGGCGGCCCUACGACGAGGAGGAGGAGGACGAGGCCAGCUCACUGCCCAGGUCCCCGGGGGGGCGCGCACCGGCAGGGUCCCCGGGCUCCGGCUCGCCCUCCUCGCCCUCCUCCUCGUCCUCCGGCUCCCCCUCGCAGCCGGGACCCUUCCGGGCGGCGGGCGGCGGCAAGAGCAGCCUGGUGAAACCGCCCUACUCCUACAUCGCCCUCAUCACCAUGGCCAUCCUACAGAGCCCCAAGAAGCGGCUGACGCUGAGCGAGAUCUGCGAGUUCAUCAGCGGCCGCUUCCCUUACUACCGCGAGAAGUUCCCGGCCUGGCAGAACUCCAUCCGCCACAACCUGUCGCUCAACGACUGCUUCGUCAAGAUCCCCCGCGAGCCGGGCAACCCGGGCAAAGGCAACUACUGGACGCUGGACCCGGAGUCCGCCGACAUGUUCGACAACGGCAGCUUCCUGCGGCGCAGGAAGCGCUUCAAGAGGCAGCCGCUGCCGGCCUCCGACCUGCUCCUCCGCGGGCUCGAACCCGCCGCUGCCGCCGCCUUCCUUCACCCGCCGCCGCCGCCCGCCGCCCAGCCGCCGCCCGGGCUCCCCGGCCAGCCCCCCGCCUACGCCUACGGGCCUUACAGCUGCGGCUACGGCCUCCACCUCCAGCCCUACCCCGCGCCCUCGACGCUCUUCGCUUUCCCGCCCCAGGAGAGGCGGCCGUCGGCGUCGGGCCCCGUCCUGCCGCCUGCCCCGCCUUCCCUCCUGGGCCCGCCGGCGGCGGGACCGGAGCUGGGCCGGACUACCAGUUUCAGCUACGCGGCCCAGCUGGGCCCGUCGUUGGCCGCUUCUUUGCACGCGGCCGCCACCAAGACCACUUCGGCCUUGGCGCGUUCCCCGUUCUCCAUUGAGAGCAUCAUCGGGGGCAGCGUCAGCCCCGGGCCGGGGAACCGCUGCGGGUCUCAGGCCGCGGGACUGCCGGUCCUGGCACGAACCUUGAUGGCCUCGCCGUCGCCUUCGCCCUCGCUGACCUCUCCCGCCGCCGCCGCCGCCUCUCUGGGAACUCUGCCCCACGGGGCGGCCUUGGGCAGCGUGGAAAGCUGCGCGGCCAGGAUUUCCAAUUGCUAGCUUGCCUGGGCCACCACCAGCCUCGUCUCCCUUCGGCUUUGGAGAGCAGCGACGCGGAGAGACCUUUCCGGACUGAUCGACUCGCUGGUUGGUUUCUCUGUGCCCUUUUUUCCCCUCGCUUGUCUCUGGCCUUCCGGUUUGCUUCUUCUUCCGUACCUCUAUUUAUGCAAAGCCAUUUCUUAGAUGCUGCAGAGACAGAUGGCAGAGAAACGGUCCUCGGGUCUCUGCUUUGAAAACAGACGCCACCCUGUUUCCCCCCUUUCAAAUAUCUUCUUUUUUUAAAAAAAAGUUUUAUUUGCUUUCCGUUGCAGAGCUCGCCGGGUUCCCCCAGGAAGGAAGGAGGGGGCGGACAUGGGAACCCAGCAAAAACGUUGAGGGAGUCGUCAUUUGCGGUUCAUUUUCUCUCCCCCUCCCCGGUACUUUUUAUGCACGGAAAGAUCAAAAUGUUUACAUAGAAGAGAUUGUCAUUGUUUUAACCUGGGGUAUGUAUAAAUGGAAGGCGCUCUGUCUUUUCAAUUUGUAUUUUAUGUAUAUUCUUUAUCAGGAUUAUUGUUAAGAGGACUGACAAGUUUUAUUGUACCUUCCAUUUUUUAAAAAAAUACUUUUUUUUUUUACACAUUUCCAGAAAUAAAGCAAAUGAUUUUUCAAGAAAAUAAAUCCCGCUAUUGGCUUUAGGGUUCCAGGUCUUUAGUGUUCUGCCCUGUGAAAAUGUAUUUGUAGUUCUAAUUUUAUCAAUAUUUAGGCAGAUGAAUAAAAACAACAAUAACAAAAAAUAAUAGCAGCAAAUGUUUUCUCAGAGGAGGUAUGGUUCUCAAGAUUUAGCCAUAACUUAAUCCAAAUGAAAGGUCACUAAAUCUUAUAAUAUUUUCAUGAGAUUAGCAACUUUGAUAUGAAGUUGUACAUUCCCCUUUCCUGCAGUUGGUCUUCAAUAAUCCCACAGGCUCAUAGUUGAAAUCAGUGGGACUUCCUUUGUACUUAACUGUAAAACCAAUAGGCUUAUGGUAAA
Molecule: messenger RNA, 2540 nt
Organism: Ahaetulla prasina
Lineage: Eukaryota; Metazoa; Chordata; Lepidosauria; Squamata; Colubridae
Gene: FOXD1
Product: forkhead box D1
Exons: 1
Coding region: 293-1534 (413 amino acids)
Biological process (GO): cell differentiation; anatomical structure morphogenesis; regulation of transcription by RNA polymerase II
Molecular function (GO): DNA-binding transcription factor activity, RNA polymerase II-specific; RNA polymerase II cis-regulatory region sequence-specific DNA binding
Source: RefSeq, a predicted model, not a curated record